CCUGUGCCGUGUUAUAUGCGGCGGUUCCCCAGCCGCCCUGCCCCAGAGGCGGCUGCAUGUGGCGCCGCUCCACUGUCUCCCUUCUCUCCGUCCCAGGAUGACCAGCUGCUAGACGACAGCAAGACACUGGGAGAUUGCGGCUUCACCAGCCAGACGGCGCGGCCCCAGGCCCCGGCCACGGUGGGCCUGGCUUUCCGAGCCGGGGAUGACUCCUUCGAGGCUCUCCGCAUCGACCCCUUCUCCAGCCCCCCGGAGCUCCCCGACGUCAUGAAACCCCAAGACUCCAGCAGCAGCGCGAACGAACAGGCCGUGCAGUGAGAUCUGGGGGAGGGCGCAGUGACCCACCCCGCCCCCACAGGAUGUCUCCCCCGGCCCCCCAACACACAGCCCUUGCUUCCCCGACUGGGAUCAAACCCCCUCCACCAGCCCCCCCGAAAUCCACCUUCUCUUCGGUUUGGAGACAAUAAAGGUUUGGCUGGUUUUGUGUUA
Messenger RNA from Chrysemys picta bellii (western painted turtle), 489 nucleotides. Lineage: Eukaryota; Metazoa; Chordata; Testudines; Emydidae. The record is from RefSeq and is a predicted model, not a curated record.